AUGAUUUUGGUGUUGCAGUUAUAAGCUACCAUGCGCAACACUGUCUCAAGCAUAUUUUAGUGCACUACGAUCCUCACGCAUCAGCUUGUCUUACCCAAAGACCCUGUCAGCCCUUUUUGUGCUCUUUUCCGGGUGUCUCCUCAGGUCCUUGUUUGUGUAUAACCUCGAGCAUUAGCCUGUUUGCCGAUUACACUUCCUCAUUCACUUUGAACUUCUUUUUUUUUCUUUAAAAAAAAACAGCGUUACUAUGUCGUCCAGGUGGUCAUGGGGAUCUUCCAAGUCCUCGAACGAUCAGAAGCAUAUAGGUUUCAUCAGAUCCUUCGUUGAAUCCAUUCACGCUGCUUUAAAUGGACGGUCAGCACAUACCUCAACAGCAACGAUGGUUAACGGCCAAAUUACUCCUCCGCAAGAAGACAAGAUGGAGUUUCCGCAAUUCUCUCUCAAUCCUGCAACGCCGAUGUCAGAGCUGCCUGGGCAAUUGCCGAUGUCUACAAUUGGCGAAGAUGUCGAUCCCCUCCCUAUCGCGCAGGCUGCAUUGCUUCAACUUCGUACCAUGGAUCCUGUCCUGCUUACUGAGGAUACCCUCUGGAGAGAUAUAUUCGCAUUGACGGGAACCACCAGAACUUUUCAUGGUCCAAGGCGUAUUCAGGAUACGUGGAAAGAACUAUUGGCCUCGCACGACGUGGACGAAUUUAAGCUUGCUCCUCAGGGAGGCGUGACCAUAGCUCGACCAAUGCCCACACUGAACUGGAUCCAAAUUAAGUUCUCAUUCAAGGCGAAGACAAAGCCCAGAAUGUCGUGUAUUGGUCUCUUAAGGCUGAUACCCGUGGAGAACGCGGGCUGGAAGAUAUGGUUCCUGACAACAAUCCUGCAAGGCAUUGACGGAUUCCCCGACGUGGACUUUCUUGAGCCAACAGCGAAUUCAGAUGCAGCUAGCCUGCCAAACACAAUGCCUUCCGGAAGUCCUGACGUGCUGAACUGUGUGAUCAUUGGUGCAGGGAUGGCGGGCCUAUGUCUUGCUGGCUACUUGAAAGCAGUCGGCUGCCCGGCAGUGAUACUCGAGCGCAAAGAAAGCGUGGGCCAGACGUGGGAAGAGCGAUACGACUCUGUCUCCAUACAUACAUCAAGAGCCACUGGUCAAAUGCCAUUCGAAAAUGUGUGGGGUCCUGAAUAUCCCUAUCACCUUAAUUCCAGACAUCUGGUGGAGGGCUUUCGCAAGUGGGUAAAGAAGUAUCUCCCCAACGAGGUCUGGCUGUCAACAGAGCUGAUUAAAGCUCACUGGAACGAUGAAGAACAAAAUUGGACACUCAAAAUCCGACAAAAUGGACUUAAUCGUGAGAUAAGAACUAAGCACCUCGUCUUCGCGCUCGGUCUGUGCUCACUCAAGUAUAUGCCCGAGCUUCCCAAUCGCGAAGCGUUCCACGGUACUGUGAUGCAUGGCUCAGAAUACAAACAUGCGAAAGAUUGGAAGGGCUUGAAAGGUGUAAUUGUUGGUACUGCCAACACCGCCCACGAUUGUGCGGACGAUAUGCUGGAAGCGGGCCUGAGCUCGGUGACGAUGGUCCAACGAAGUGCAACACCGGUCCUGCCCGUGGAAUAUUGGAGCAAAGUCUACGACCCGGUCUACAACGAUGCGAAUCCAGUCCAUGUGUCAGACACUAUGAUGUUAUCAGCUCCGAAUGCGAUAACACGGUUAAUGGCCCAGCGGAUCAUCAGGAAAAUGAUGUCGAUGGAACCAGAGCGGUUCGAGGCUCUCGAGAAGCAGGGUUUUAAGACGGUGAAACAGCAGGACUUCGACAUGUAUCACUACCUCCUUGAGCGUUUCGGAAGUCAUUACAUUGACGUCGGCGUCAGCAAGAAAAUUGCCGACGGUUUGAUUAAAGUGAAAUCAGAUGCUCUCGUUACCGGCUUCAACGAGACGGGUUUAACUUUUGACGACGGCAGCUCGCUGGAUGCUGACGUUAUCAUAUUUGCAACUGGCUACGAAGGUAAUAUGAAGGUGCUAGUUACUCCUCUGUUGGAUGAGCGUGUGUCGUCGAAGCUACAUGACUACUGGGGUACUGAUGACGAGGGAGAGAUACGGGGCGCCUGGAAACCUAUCGGACACCCAAAUAUUUGGUACACCGGUGGUAAUGUGCUGUACAUGCGCUUCUUUGCCAAGUUUCUAGCCAUGACAAUCGCUGCCGAUGUCAGAGGCUGCCCGAUACCCAUCUACGAGAAGAAGUGAUAAUGGUGUAUAUUCCGCAUUGAGUCGAAUAUUGCCGUUUAUGAACAAGAUAAAUUUAAAAAAUUGGUCUGCUAAGUGCUAAUGAAAAUGCCCGUGUUUGUAACAAAGAAGGAGAAGAAGAGCUGUUGCAGUCUGCCACGUAUUUCGAUUCUCCAAAACUUUGUGUACUUUUAU
Verruconis gallopava is the source of this 2401-nucleotide messenger RNA. RefSeq lists its product as uncharacterized. The transcript is spliced from 2 exons. Lineage: Eukaryota; Fungi; Ascomycota; Dothideomycetes; Venturiales; Sympoventuriaceae. Bases 248 to 2227 code for a protein of 659 amino acids. The record is from RefSeq and is a predicted model, not a curated record. Gene Ontology annotation, molecular function: N,N-dimethylaniline monooxygenase activity; flavin adenine dinucleotide binding; NADP binding.